Molecule: messenger RNA, 3229 nt
Organism: Pimephales promelas (fathead minnow)
Lineage: Eukaryota; Metazoa; Chordata; Actinopteri; Cypriniformes; Leuciscidae
Gene: canx
Product: calnexin
Biological process (GO): ERAD pathway; protein folding
Cellular component (GO): endoplasmic reticulum membrane; endoplasmic reticulum
Molecular function (GO): calcium ion binding
Source: RefSeq, a predicted model, not a curated record
AUCGGAUCGUACGGGAGGCGGGGCCUGUGUGUGGGGAUUCAUCGUCCACAGCCACACGUGACGCGCUGUAGUCGCAGGCGGAGAGCUGUAUCAGUGAGCACGGACUAUGGAGCUGAAGAUGCGGUUGUGUGUGGCGCUGGUGUCUCUGAGUGUGUGUGCGCUCCUCGCGGGUCACGUGAGCGCUCAGGACGAGGCCGACGACAUGGACAUGGACGUGGAAGAUGCCAUCGACGACAUGCAUGAGGAAGAGCUGGAGGAAGAGGAGCCGACGGCCCCGGCCGCACCACCGGUCCCCACGGUGACGUAUAAAGCCCCGGAGCCGAUGGGAGAACACUACUUUGCGGAGUCGUUUGAUAAAGGAACACUUCAGGGGUGGGUUCUGUCUCAGGCCAAGAAGGACGGCAUCGACGAGGAGAUAGCCAAGUAUGAUGGGAAAUGGGAGGUUGAGGAGAUGCAGAACACUAAACUGCCCGGAGACAAAGGCCUGGUGUUGAAGUCCAAAGCUAAGCAUCACGCCAUCUCCGGUCUCCUCCUGCGACCUUUCACCUUCGACACCAAGCCCCUGAUCCUGCAGUACGAGGUGAACUUCCAGACGGGCAUCGACUGUGGCGGGGCGUAUGUGAAGCUGCUGUCCCAAACGCCGGACCUGGACCUGGCGCAGUUCGUGGACAAGACGCCGUACACCAUCAUGUUCGGGCCUGAUAAGUGUGGAGAGGAUUACAAGCUGCACUUCAUCUUCAGACACAAGAACCCCAAAACCGGCGAGUUUGAGGAGAAGCACGCCAAGAAGCCCGACGCUGACCUGCGCGCGUACUACACCGACAAGAAGACGCACCUCUACACACUGGUGCUGAACCCGGACAACAGUUUCGAGAUCCUGAUCGACCAGACGGUGGUGAACAGCGGGAGUCUGCUGAGUGAUGUCACUCCCGCCGUAAACCCCCCCGCCGAGAUCGAGGACCCCGACGACCAGAAGCCGGAGGACUGGGACGAGAGACCCAAGAUCCAGGACCCCGACGCGGCCAAGCCUGAGGACUGGGAUGAAGAGGCUCCUGCUAAGAUCGCGGAUGAGGACGCGGUGAAGCCCGACGGCUGGUUGGAUGAGGAGCCAGAGUACAUCAGUGACCCCGAGGCCCUGAAGCCGGAGGACUGGGACGAGGACAUGGACGGCGAGUGGGAAGCGCCGCAGAUCCCCAACCCCGUGUGCGAGACGGCGCCCGGGUGCGGCCCGUGGGAGCGGCCCAUGAUCGACAACCCCAACUACAAGGGCAAGUGGAAGCCGCCCAUGAUCGACAACCCCAACUAUCAGGGUGUGUGGAAGCCCAGGAAGAUCCCGAACCCGGACUUCUUCGAGGACCUGCACCCGUUCCGCAUGAGUGCGUUCAGUGCCGUGGGGCUGGAGCUCUGGUCCAUGUCCUCCGACAUCUUCUUCGACAACUUCUUCAUCAGCUCGGACCGCAGCGUGGCGGACCGCUGGGCCAACGACGGCUGGGGCCUGAAGAAGGCUGCCGAGGGGGCGGCCGAGCCGGGUCUGAUGACUCAGAUGAUCACGGCUGCUGAAGAGAGGCCGUGGCUCUGGAUCGUGUACGUCCUCACCGUGGCUCUGCCUGUGGUGCUCAUCAUCGUCUUCUGCUGCACUGGGAAGAAGAGCCCGGCGUCCGCCGCUGCUGAAUACAAGAAGACCGACGAGCCUCAGCCGGACGUGAAGGAUGAAGACGAGGAGGAGGAGGCCAAGGAGGAAGAGCCAGAAGAGAAGAAGAGUGAAGAAGAGGAGGACUCGCCAGGAGAAGCGGAGGAGGAGGCCGAGGGCGAGCACAAAGACAACAGCACAUCUCACGAGAAAUCUGAGGACGACGUUCUGAGAAGGUCUCCCAGAAACAGGAGAGCACGGAAGGACUGAUGGACUUCCUGAAUCCGUCUCCAGUGUGAAAGUUCCCCUUCCUCAUCCUCCUCUUCAUCCCUCGCUGCGAGAGAAGCCGGCGCUCACAGCCAAUCACACGCCUCCUCAAGCGCUCUUGAGGACGCUGACGGUCACAUGACCGUCCAAUAGCAUAGAAACUUUCUCCGUAACUAAAAAGGAAACGCAAUCUUUGUUACCAUUCCUGAACUGAUCAUCUGACGCUCCCAUUCCCCCUCUCGGCUCUCACACACACACACACUUCCAGACAGUGUUCCUGAACCCAAACACUAAGGCACUCUUGCCUCAGUUCUAGAAUUACUCCAGAAGCCAUAGGAGGACGAGACCAUCACACACACACACACACCUAGAUUUCCCAUAAACCAGAUGUUUUCUGUCCUGAGUGAGGCAUGCUGGGAGACCGCCAGCUAGAUCCGUAGCUUCUAGUGUACUGCCUUACUGUAGGACACGAGAUCUGCUAAUAUUUCUUUGUGAAUGUACUGUGAGUUGUUUGUCUAAUACGUUGUUUUUUUUCAACUGUUUUUGCUAUUCAAAUGGAGUUUUUACUAAAUCAUGGAUCGCUGUACAGACGUGUUUUCUGCUUCUAACCUGUCCAGCCCAGAGAGCCAGGUCAGCGGACUGUGAUGUCAUAUCCUGUCCAGCAGCAGCAGCUUCCAAUCACGAUCACACAGGACCAGGUGUCCGUUUAAUGGCAGUUUGAGGGUGAAUCUCACGAACGGCACGCUUCGGCCCGACGGCGAGCGAUGGUUCUGUUGGGCCGUAGCGAGGCGUGCGCUGAGAUUCGCUCCUGAUUGGCUCUGGUUGCUGGUAAAUGUCACUCAGAGAAAGCGUGACCGAUGUCCCGGGCGUAAAGCCGUUCACUUCGACUCCGCCCCUAAACCCUACGAGAAAGGCACUAUGAGGGAUCUGAAGUGAACUAGCGCGCGACGCUAGCGCUCUUGAAGUUGCUUGUUUAUACUCUCAGUACGGCGGACUGUGGCAUGGACAGCGCCGUACGUGACCUCUACCCUGAGACUGAUGAAGAGUGGCACUUUCUGAGGUAACUGAAGGACAACACACACACACGCUAAUAUCUGCUGCGCUGGCGUGACACGCGUCCCGUCUGCCUGUGACCUGUGACCUGGGCUGCUUUUCUUUCUUUUGUUUUCUUUGUCUCUUGGGUUACCUUUGUCUCACGUGUAGGUGAAUGAUAGAAGAUGGAGAACCCAGAGUGUGUGAUUAUCUGGCGUCUGGAUGAUGAUGAUUCUGGACGGGUUGGGAAAGUCCAUCAUGUUACUCACAAACUAAAAUAAACUGAUUUGAUGAACGACA